Sinocyclocheilus rhinocerous is the source of this 386-nucleotide messenger RNA. Its product is annotated as voltage-dependent L-type calcium channel subunit alpha-1S-like. Gene Ontology annotation, cellular component: voltage-gated calcium channel complex. Gene Ontology annotation, molecular function: voltage-gated calcium channel activity. The annotation marks the transcript as partial. The transcript has 3 exons. NCBI's taxonomy places the organism in Eukaryota, Metazoa, Chordata, Actinopteri, Cypriniformes, Cyprinidae. The record is from RefSeq and is a predicted model, not a curated record. Gene Ontology annotation, biological process: calcium ion transmembrane transport.
CGAGUUCACUAAGGAGAGAGAGAAGAGUUCUCGAAGCGGAGAGUAUCAGAAACUGAGGGAGCGUCAGCAGUUUGACGAGGAUCUGAAGGGAUACAUGGAGUGGAUCACACAGGCAGAGGUCAUGGACAAUGACCAGGAGGGGCAAGGUCUGCUUCCACUACAGGAUGGAUCCGACACAGAAACCCUCUAUGAGCUGGAAGCACUCAACAAACUCAUGUAUUAUGUUCGACAUGCUCGUCGCUGGAACCGUUUUUUUAGGAGGAAAUGUCGUGCAUGGGUUAAGUCCAGGUUGUUCCAUUGGCUGGUGAUUCUGCUGGUGUUCUUCAACACUCUGGCAAUUGCAACCGAGCACCACGGUCAGACCGAGUCUCUCACCAACUUCCAAG